This is a messenger RNA of Drepanopeziza brunnea f. sp. 'multigermtubi' MB_m1, 1509 nucleotides long. RefSeq lists its product as uncharacterized. NCBI's taxonomy places the organism in Eukaryota, Fungi, Ascomycota, Leotiomycetes, Helotiales, Drepanopezizaceae. The record is from RefSeq and is a predicted model, not a curated record. Gene Ontology annotation, molecular function: iron ion binding; oxidoreductase activity, acting on paired donors, with incorporation or reduction of molecular oxygen; monooxygenase activity.
AUGUUCAUUUGUUCUGCCGUGUAUUUUCUGUUUCGAAAUCCUGCAAUCAAACGCAAUGGGCGAACGUUGAGACGUCCUCCCAACACCCUACCACUUGUUGGAAACGGUAUCCUGUUUUUACAGGCGCGCCAUAAGCUAUUUUCCUGGUUCGUAAAAUGCGAGCGGCAAUUCGGAUUCGAAACGUUCCAAAUAGCAGUCCCAUCUCUACCUCCGGGAGUGGUGAUCAACGAUCCGAAGAAUCUCGAGUAUGUUUUCAAGAACGAGGGGAUAUUCGCCAAAGGGAACUUCUUCAAAAGACGGUCAUGGGAUCUCUUUGGAAAUGGCAUCAUCAAUGCGGACGGUGAGCUUUGGAGAGUCCAGCGAAAAGCCGGUCUCCAUUUUCUGAACAACGCCAAUUUGAAAGUCUUGACGGAUAUAGCUCUUCCGGCCUACCUCAAAGAGACGGUGAAAAGCCUUAAAGAUGUUGGAAGUGGAAGCACGAUCGAUUUGGAGGAAGUUCUUCACGAACUAACCACGCAAAUUAUGGGCAAAAUGGCGUACGAUAUGGAUAUUCAUAACUCGGAUUCCUUCUCCCAGGCCUUUGACUAUGCCUCAGGCGCCACUGGUGAGCGCUUCCAAAACCCACUAUGGCAGAUGACAGAAAUUUUCCUUGGAGCAGAGUUCAGGAAAUCUGUCUAUAGAGUCAAAGAAUUUGGUUCCAGGAUUGUUGCCAAUGCUAUCCGAACCAGAAAGAGCAAAGAAAACGAGGUCGAAACCGAGAAAGGUCAUUUGGCCUUGGCAUCUAUGUCUGGAAGCUUGAUCAAUUCUUUACUGGAUUCGAUCGAUGACCAAGACAUGGUUGCGGAUGCUGCCCUGAACUAUCUCUCCGCUGGGAGAGAUACGACGGCCCAAGCACUGACGUGGACUUUCUAUCUUCUCAUGCGAAAUCCCACGAAAGCCGAGACGAUCAGACGCGAGGUUAUGCAGCUGAUUGAGAUUUACGUUUCGAAAGAGCCAGAUACACCCAGUUGCAUUGACCAAGAUAUUGACACCAACAUUUUUCGACCAACAUCCCUCCCGUAUGUCACCGCUACAUUUUACGAGGCGUUGAGGUUGUACCCCCCUGUGCCGUUCGAACUCAAGCAAUGCGAGAAAAAUACGACACUCCCAGACGGCACCUUUCUACCAAAGUCGUCCAUUCUGCUGUGGUGUAAUUGGGCUAUGAAUAGAUCUAAGCUGAUCUGGGGUGAAGAUUCCGAAGAGUUCAAACCCGAAAGAUGGUUGGUAGACGGGGUUCUAGUAUCAAAAACCGCGUUCGAAUACCCUGUUUUCAACGGCGGUCCACGCACAUGCUUGGGGAAAUCGAUGGCGGUUGCGGUUGCUGUACAGGUGAUUGCUACUCUGCAAAUCAAGUUAGACAUCGAGCUCGCCGAAGACAGGGAGAGGAUCAGCAAGAAUAGCCUCACGCUGCCAAUGGAAGGAGGUCUUCCUUGCCGCGUGAGGUCGCGAAACCAAGCUGUUUCGGGAUGA